This is a messenger RNA of Phanerochaete carnosa HHB-10118-sp, 1079 nucleotides long. RefSeq lists its product as uncharacterized. The record is from RefSeq and is a predicted model, not a curated record. The transcript has a single exon. NCBI's taxonomy places the organism in Eukaryota, Fungi, Basidiomycota, Agaricomycetes, Polyporales, Phanerochaetaceae. Bases 233 to 778 code for a protein of 181 amino acids.
CGUUUGAGACUUUCACGCGGUGGUGUUCAUAGUUUGCUUCUAAGCGUGUCCUUACUGCAAGCCGUCCUACAACGUGCCGUCUGCGCUUUGCACGGCUUAAGAGUUCUGCACUCCUCGAGGAUGAGCAGACCUUCACACCCACACACCCUCUGUUGCCCUUGCGAUACCUCGUAUCUCCUGCACGUCCUCACACAUCACGCUAGUAUUAAUCCAACCGUCAUAUCGAGGCACAAUGGCACCUCACAUCAAGUUCACUUCCUUUGGCAUUCCCUACCUCGCCAACAUCACUUUCCGACGAAAGAAACGUAGUUCCAAGUCCGUAUACUCAAACGCGGAGUUCUCGGACAGCGACUGGACGUUCGCCUCAGCUUCGUCUGACACACUCGCAUAUCCCGCUAUAGACAAGUCCCACAUCGAGGAACAGGGCCUGUACGUCUGUUUUGCGGCGUAUGCAGAUCUACCUCCGCGGCCGCUCUCGCCUACGCGGGCCAUGCGUCUGAAACAUCGCAUCGCAAGCGCAGUUGUCAGGGCGGGGAUGGGUUACGCAGGGGAUGCAGAGGCAGCGGACCCGAUUGACUGCGCAUUGAGGGAACGAGGCGCAUUGCCACCAGUGCCCGUCAGCACACUGUACACGGGCACGUAUGGGCAGGUUUGGGAUGCUUUUGAAGCUGCAGGCUUGGUUGCCAGGACAUGCGACGAGGCUGGGUUCCCGAACGGUAGGACAUCAUUUUGCCUUUCCCACUGGUGCGGUGGCUCACCUUCUCAGCCACACGACUAGGUACAAUGUUUGUCGUGAGACAUACACCUGUGAGGUCUAUACAACUCGUCAAGCUCACUUUAUGGGCAUGAUAUGGUGCGUCAUAUCGGACUAGCACGGUCAUAUUUCUCUGAAUGAUGUCUAGACUUUUCUGUCUCUAGCGCGAGUCCGCUUCCUCAAUAAAAGACACAGCAGUGCUGCAAACCAAUGUUGUAUUAUAAGAUCUGUCAGUCCUGUAUCUUUAUUAUGUAAUUCUAUGCCCGCCCGUAUGCAAUAGAUAUUGCGCAAGAAUGUCGUAGGCUCGAUACCAGCCACCCUGGCC